Messenger RNA from Sugiyamaella lignohabitans, 1740 nucleotides. It is a transcript of the gene ROK1, whose product is annotated as RNA-dependent ATPase ROK1. Bases 1 to 1740 code for a protein of 579 amino acids. Gene Ontology annotation, molecular function: ATP binding; RNA helicase activity; nucleic acid binding. The record is from RefSeq and is a predicted model, not a curated record. NCBI's taxonomy places the organism in Eukaryota, Fungi, Ascomycota, Dipodascomycetes, Dipodascales, Trichomonascaceae. Gene Ontology annotation, biological process: maturation of SSU-rRNA. The transcript has a single exon.
AUGGAUAUCUUUAAACUACUCUCGAGAGGAGCGACUAUUCAGAGAAAUGGCAAGCAUCAGAAGGAUUUAGAACUGUUUAAUCCAAAUGCUACUGCUGCCAAGGAAGUGGCAGCAGGCUCUGAUUCGGUAGAUCUGAAGAUUGCAAAGGAAAUUGAUUUUUUCAAAAACGCAUCCAAGGCUGAUAAAAAGGCCAAAAAGGUGUCUAGUGAGACCAAUAAUAAAGAUAAAAAGGUGAAACAAAGUAACAAAAAUGUCAUUGAUAAUAGAAAUGACGAGGAUGACGAGGAGGAUGACGCUGUUAGUGUACCACUCUCUAUUACUUCUCCAGAAGAGGCCAGUGUUCAACGUAAAAAGUUCAAGAUCAAGACCACGGGUGACGAUAUUCCUCUUCCAAUUGGCUCGUUUGAAGAUUUGACGACGAGAUUCCAAUUACAUCGCCAUUUAUUGCGUAAUCUCGAGCAACAGAAUUUCUCAUCACCUACAGCGAUUCAGUCCGAGUCAAUUCCCAUUCUUCUUCAUGGAAGAGAUCUUAUUGCCUGUGCUCCAACUGGUUCAGGUAAAACAUUAGCAUUUAGUAUUCCUUUGGUCCAAUCUCUUAAAGAGCACAAAACAACCGGUAUAAGGUGCCUGAUAGUAUCUCCUACUAAAGAGCUGGCUACUCAAAUCUACAAUGAAGUCGUUAAGCUCUCAAGAGGUCGUGAUCUCAAUAUUUGCAUUUUAACAAAAGCAGCUGCUGCUAAAUUCAGAAAUGACGCUUUAUCGAGACAGAAAUUCGAUAUUCUCAUCACCACUCCUCUGCGUUUAGUGGAUGCUGUCAAAUCUGAAAUCAUCGACUUGUCUCAUGUUCAACACUUAGUACUCGAUGAAGCUGAUAAGCUAUUUGAACAAGGCUUCUUAGAACAGACUGACGAUAUUUUGGCUGCCUGUUCCAAUCCAAGAUUACAAAAAGCUCUCUUUUCAGCCACUAUUCCAUCUGGUGUAGAAGAGAUGGCCAAGACUAUAAUGCACUCACCUAUUCGUAUCAUUGUUGGUCAUAAGGAAGGUGCAUCGCAUGAUAUUGACCAGAAGCUAGUAUAUGCUGGAAACGAGCAAGGUAAACUUAUUGCCAUCAGACAAAUGAUUACUGGUGGUGAGGUAGUACCGCCAGUUAUCAUCUUCGUACAGUCGAUUCAGCGUGCCAAAGCAUUAUUCCAUGAGUUACUAUAUGACAAAGUCAAUGUUGAUGCUAUUCAUGGUGAACGUACACAAAAUCAAAGAGACAAAGUAAUUGAAAGAUUCAAGCAAGGUGAGAUCUGGGUUUUGAUCUGUACUGAUGUUUUGUCAAGAGGUAUUGAUUUCCGAGGGGUGAAUCUUGUUAUUAACUACGAUGUACCACAAUCCUCACAGUCGUAUGUGCACAGAAUUGGUCGUACUGGUCGUGCUGGACGUGCUGGUAAAGCAGUGACUUUCUUCACAAAGGACGACCACGACGCUGUGAAGAAUGUCGUCAAUGUCAUGAAACAAAGUGGCUGCGAUGUUGGUGAUUGGAUGCUCAAGAUGAAGAAAAUCACCAAAAACGACAAGAAGCAACUGAAGAAGAAACCUGUGGAGAGAACCGAGAUUUCCACUGUUCCAUCUGUCAUCCGUCAAAAGCGUAAGCAGCGGCGAGAUAUGGUUGAAGCUUCCAAAAAGCGAAAGCUUCACAGUACAGAUGAUGGUCCUGCCUCAGCCGAGCAAUCCUCUGAUGAAGCAUCUGAUUAG